This is a messenger RNA of Auanema sp. JU1783, 182 nucleotides long. Lineage: Eukaryota; Metazoa; Nematoda; Chromadorea; Rhabditida; Rhabditidae. The record is from the annotation of a GenBank genome assembly.
AUGCCAACAAGCCUCCAACUCCUGGCUCCACACUACCCUCCAGUUCAACGACAGCUCAACCAAAAACUACCACAGCACUGCCUAAAACUACUGUAGCGGCCAAAACAACCACUGUAGAGCCUAAAACUACUGUAGCGGCCAAAACAACAUCUGUACAACCUAAAACUACUGUAGCGGCCUAA